UCUUAUUUCUAUGUCGCAGUUUCAGCGUACAAGAGCCCGAUUCUAAAGUUUACUCAGCCAAAUGGACAUAUUCAAAGUUUUCGUUAGACCGCCAGCAGAUCCUGUGAUGGCCAGGGAUAUGCCAUUAAUAAGCUCGCCAUUGCCUGUAACAAUCAUACUUUUGUGCUAUUUACUAUUUGUACUUAAAUUCGGAAAAAUGUUUAUGGAGCACCGGAGGCCGUACAAUUUGAAAAACAUAAUGCUGGUCUACAACUUUUGUCAGAUGAUCUACAAUGCGAUUCUGUUUUACUAUGGUAUUUAUCUUAUAAUCCUCAAACCGGUGUACGAUAUACGCUGCAUUGUAAUUCUUCGAGACGAUCAUCCAAUGAAGGGAACUGAGCGUAUGGUGGCAUACAUCUACUUUUUGAACAAGUCUCUUGAUCUGCUGGAUACAAUUUUCUUUGUGCUGCGCAAGAGCUAUAAACAGAUCACUUUCCUGCACGUUUAUCAUCAUGUCAUGAUGGCUUAUAGCUCUUAUUGGGUGAUACACUUCUAUGGAUGUGCUGGCCAAUUUACUGUGAUGGGAACUCUGAACACUUUUGUGCAUACCGUGAUGUAUUUUUAUUACUUUAUUUCCGCAAUGUAUCCAGAGCUUAAGGGCAGCCUUUGGUGGAAGAAAUAUAUCACCAAAAUUCAGAUACUGCAGUUCGUGAUAUUGAUAAUCCAAUCACUGGCAGUUCUAAUAUUCAAUCCGAGCUGCACAUUUCCGAUAAUUUUGCAAUACCUACAGCUCUUCCAGGCCACUGUUAUGAUUAUUAUGUUUGUUAGAUUCUAUAUACAGUCUUAUGUCAAGCCAAAACAGAAGAAUCAUAUAAAAUAAUUUAUAUUAACAAAUUGUGUUAUCCGUAAUUUAAUGCCAGUUAGUCGAACUGAAUUUAUAGUUGAAAUAAAAACGUAUUGUCUUGAUACAAGUA
This is a messenger RNA of Drosophila virilis, 953 nucleotides long. NCBI's taxonomy places the organism in Eukaryota, Metazoa, Arthropoda, Insecta, Diptera, Drosophilidae. The record is from RefSeq and is a predicted model, not a curated record.